Molecule: messenger RNA, 1500 nt
Organism: Suillus bovinus
Lineage: Eukaryota; Fungi; Basidiomycota; Agaricomycetes; Boletales; Suillaceae
Product: Thiolase, N-terminal domain-containing protein
Exons: 6
Coding region: 214-1383 (389 amino acids)
Biological process (GO): fatty acid beta-oxidation
Molecular function (GO): acetyl-CoA C-acetyltransferase activity
Source: RefSeq, a predicted model, not a curated record
GUUUUAUUUUAAUUAACUACGUGGCACUGCUGCUAGCUGUCCUCAGACCACAUGAAUAAUCGCGUUACUUUGACAAGUCGUACGAUCGGUUAUAUCGUUUUCCUCGAUCCCGAAUAAUUUGUUUCGCAUAAAAAGCCAUGGUGGUCGCAUCGUGUUUUUAAUCCAUAUCUACUUUUUCAUCCUCUAUCACUACCUGAUCAUCCUUUUUGUAAAAUGCCUGCUCACGAAGUUGUAAUUGUUGCUGCGUCCCGUACGCCUGUCGGAUCCUUGUAUGGAUCACUUAAGACUUUGACCGCUCCCCAACUUGGCGCCGUGGCUCUCAAGCAUGCUUUCGAACAGUCGAAAGUUGAUCCCUCAGUAGUUGAGGAACUCUAUUUCGGCAAUGUCGUCCAGGCUGGUGUUGGUCAAUCACCCGCACGUCAAGUAGCGCUCGCUGGUGGCAUGAAGUCCGCAUCUGAUGCUACAACCAUCAACAAAGUCUGUGCUAGCGGCAUGAAGUCAAUCAUGAUUGCUGCCCAGAGUAUAGAAUCCGGCUACAAGACCGUGGUUGCUGCUGGUGGCAUGGAGAGUAUGAGCAACGCUCCAUACCUGCUUCCCCGCACGAACCCUUUGUUCGGCAAAUUUGAGACCAAGGAUUCUGUUGAAAUCGACGGUCUCUGGGAUGUCUCCAACAACUUCGCCAUGGGCUGCUGUGCGGAGGCUACCGCAGAGAAGUACGAAAUCAGCCGAGAGUCACUCGAUGAGCACGCAAUCGAGUCGUAUAAACGUGCUGAUCGCGCAUGGAAAGAGGGCGCCUUCGACGCUGAGAUAGCUCCAGUCACGAUCAAGGGCAAGAAAGGCGACAUUGUGGUCAGUCAAGAUGAGGAGUACAAGAAAGUUAUCUUCGAGAAGGUCCCCUCCCUGAAGUCAGCAUUCAAGCCAGGCGGUCGUAUCACUGCUGCCAACUCUUCAAACCUCAAUGAUGGCGCCUCUGCUCUGUUAUUAAUGUCAGCAGAGAAAGCAAAGGAGCUCGGCGUAAAACCGCUCGCCAAAGUUAUUUCAUAUGCAGAUGCGGGUGUUGAGCCUAUCGACUUCCCUAUGGCUCCUGCCGUUGCUCUCCCAGCAGCGCUCGAGCGAGCCAACCUGACUGUAGAUGACAUCGCACGUUUCGAGGUCAACGAAGCCUUCUCAGUUGUCGUCCGUGUUGCCGAAAAGCUCCUACAACUUGAUCCUGCGAAGGUCAACAUCAACGGUGGCGCUGUUGCACUUGGUCAUGCGAUCGGAAACUCAGGCUCUCGUAUUGUGGUGUCUCUUGUCCAUGCCCUAACAUCUGGCGAGUACGGUGCAGCAGGCAUCUGCAACGGGGGUGGAGCUGCUUCUGCCAUUGUCAUUCAAAAGCUAUAAUCCAUUGUUGUUGCACUUUUGUACCUUGUUUGUUUCUAGACGAAGAACCCAUCUAUUGUAUAAUUGGCAUCUGUAUUUUCUCGAUAGAACACAUCAAAUUUCAAACUUUGCAUAAUA